Molecule: messenger RNA, 2208 nt
Organism: Exophiala xenobiotica
Lineage: Eukaryota; Fungi; Ascomycota; Eurotiomycetes; Chaetothyriales; Herpotrichiellaceae
Exons: 3
Coding region: 425-1915 (496 amino acids)
Biological process (GO): protein import into peroxisome matrix, docking
Cellular component (GO): peroxisome; peroxisomal membrane; peroxisomal importomer complex
Molecular function (GO): protein binding
Source: RefSeq, a predicted model, not a curated record
GUAACAACUCCUUUAUCGUUAAUAUUAUUUUUCAUUGUAGGUUGUGUCUGCCAUUACACAUUGCACACUCGUGCUAUAGCCGCGGCUAUGUAUGGGAGUAGGUUGAUAUCACGGUAGGGCGCUGUGUACAUCGCCAUCUCCGUACUUGGCGGGCAUUCUCCUUGCUUCCCCCACCGCAUCCUCGGCAUCUUUUUUCGCCUUCAGUUCGACUCCAGCCACUUACAACUUCUGCACUUCUAUCAUAUGUCAGCCAAACAAUUUGCCUUCCACCAUCCCAUCACUUCUCCACAACUUCGAGCUCCUCCUCACCCAGGGCCCGACGAAGACACCAGCUCCUUUUCCUCCAGCGCGCUUCAAGCCUGCGGUGUUGCGACGAUUGCCGCGGUCGGCCAUCUCAAUCCACAACAGAUAAUGUCAAGAUAAUAUGACGACAGUCUCGCCGCCUAAGCCCUGGGAGCGUGCUGGUUCAGCAGCCGCUUCUGGCACAACUACACCUGUGAGCUCUACGGCUAUGAGUGCACCCUCUAAUCUUCCUUCCACCGAUCCCUCCGCGUCUGCGCCAGCUCUUCCCGACCGGCCCUCCACACUCAACAAUGUAGUCAACCAGACUGCUUCUAAUUACACGAACCAAAACCGCUUCGGCACUGGCAUCGGCACUGGAAUUGGCACUGGAAUGGGCGCGAAUCCAUAUUCAUCGCCCUACUCGUCGUACUCGUCGCCCUACAAUCGCUUCGGCGGAGGCAUGUAUGGUGGAGGCAUGUACGGAGGCGCCGGCGGUAUGUAUGGUGGAGGAAUGUAUGGCAGCGGCAUGUAUGGAGGAGGCUAUGGAAACUAUCCUGGAAUGCCUGGCGAUCCGAAUAAUAACCAGAGCCUGACGCAAACAUGGAACCAGAGCACGGCAGCAACGUUUCAAAUAAUGGAGAGUAUUGUAGGCGCCUUUGGUGGAUUUGCGCAGAUGUUGGAGAGUGCUUAUAUGACGACUCAUUCUUCGUUCUUUGCGAUGGUCUCGAUGGCCGAACAAUUAGGUAAUCUCCGCCAUACACUCGGCUCAGUGCUAGGAAUUUUCACCUUGAUGCGCUGGAUGCGGACACUACUGGCCAAAAUCACAGGCCGACCACCCCCAGCCGAUGCGACGGCACUCACGCCCGCCAACUUCUCGAAUUUCCUGUCUGGCGGGCGCGCUCCAGCGACCCUUCCGGAUGGCAGCCCUGCCCCUGCUCGACCUUCCAAGAAACCAUUCAUAAUGUUCGCCAUUGCCGUCUUCGGCUUGCCAUACCUGAUGGGCAAACUCAUCCGCGCUAUGGCCCGAUCCCAAGAAGAAGAGCAACGCCGUCAACAAGAACAAAUGUCUUUGACAUACACCAACCCCAAUGGCGAACAAGUUCCCAUUGACCCUCGAAAACUCGACUUCUGCCGUGUCCUCUACGAUUAUACACCCACGCCUAACUCCGGUGGCAUGGAUCUAGGCGUCAAGAAAGGUGACCUGGUUGCUGUCUUGUCCAAGACUGACCCCAUGGGGAACGCCUCGGAAUGGUGGCGAUGCCGCGCACGAGACGGCCAAAUGGGAUACUUGCCCAGCCCGUAUCUCGAACCUAUACAACGACCUGCACCAAGGCCGGCCGCUCAGAUCACAGAAGGUGCGGCAACUCCGCGACCGACCGCCCAGAUUACAGAAGGUGCAGCAUCUCCGGCCCCUGGCAGUCGAAAUCUCACAAUGAACGAAUUUCUCGACGCAGCAAAGAAACCCCGCGCGGAGGACCCCAGCAUUCAAAAUCUGGAGUCAAUGCACGCGGUGAGCAAUCCGGUGAAGAAUAUGCAGACUUCUGUACCUGCUGGUGUGAAAGGACCGCAGAUGAAGACGAAGCCGGGCGAUAUUUCGGCGGAGAGUUUCCAGAAGAGCGCUUUCUAUUCCUGAAAAAAAUGAUUACUUCGACAUGCAACGUUUUUGGAUUGAUGAAUGUGAGAUGUUGAUGUCGCAAUUUGCCAUUGAGCCAUUGAGCCAAUGUACUACGUAGUAUCGUGUUUGUGUCAGCAGUCUCAAUUCAGUAAUCUACUCGUUGGAGGGAAAUUUGUUCUCGUCUGUAAUUUCUUUAUUCAUCUUUUGGUCGAUAUCUGUCUAUGUAUUUCCAGGUGACUGACCACGAGAAAAGCGAUGACAACAAUAUAAUUUGGUAUCAGCCGUUAUAGAAUAUCAUUCCAGAAUUGUCG